Molecule: messenger RNA, 2811 nt
Organism: Anguilla anguilla (European eel)
Lineage: Eukaryota; Metazoa; Chordata; Actinopteri; Anguilliformes; Anguillidae
Product: heparan sulfate glucosamine 3-O-sulfotransferase 5
Exons: 3
Coding region: 628-1665 (345 amino acids)
Molecular function (GO): [heparan sulfate]-glucosamine 3-sulfotransferase activity
Source: RefSeq, a predicted model, not a curated record
CCAAGAAACACGCCCAGCACUCAACAUCAGUCGCCUGACUGGUCUGACCGUAGUCUUCUAUGCCCGUGCAUAAGAGUCUAUCUGACCGUUUAUGAGAGUAUGCCCAGUUGAUAGAGUAUGUGGUCGCAUCACUGUUAUUCCAACAGAUUCCAAAGAAAGCAAUGAGACGGGUACAACCGACGAACAAAUUCCCAGGACAGCAGUUUUAUCCUCACCUUUGCCACCAUUCUCCCUCAGAGAUGCACGUGAUGCGACAGCUUCGCAGGCAGCUUCCACCACUAUCGCAGUAGAAUACCUGUCUUGGUGGAGUAGCAGAAGUGUGGGUGCGUGCUGGACGAAAAAAGGAGGACAUUCUUUUGGCGGUGAGAGUUUGAAAAAAGAAACAUCUUAGUAAAAUACAGUGGAGCGAGUUGUAAUGCUGGCGCGUACGUUGGUUACUGUGCGUCUGUGUGCGUUUGAGUGUGAGAGAAACACCUGGUGACAGCCCGCACGAGGAUAUGGGGGAAAGCUUACUGACCUGCUGUAUCCCGCAUUUAUUUUGCGCAUUUCGUCGGUGAGAGGAUAUCCGUGUCCCGUGGAGGAUGCCGAACUGGCUGAAGAUGCAGUCCUGAAGAUUGAUGGAGGGUCAUGCCAUUCAAACAGCAGGCGUUGCUGAGACAGAAGCUCUUCGUGUUGGGCAGCCUCGCUAUCGGGAGUCUCCUUUAUCUAGUGGCCAGAGUUGGGAGUUUGGAUAGGCUGCAGCCUAUUUGCCCCAUAGAGAGCAGAGUGGCUCCUCACCUGCCCGGGCCGUUCCCCCUGAGGACGUUGCAGUACAAGCGCGGCGUCCUGCACGAGCUCCGCAAGGGCAACGCCACCAAGGAGCAGAUCCGCCUGCACAGCCUGGUGCAGCAGCUGCCCCGCGCCAUCAUCAUCGGCGUCCGCAAGGGGGGCACCCGCGCCCUGCUGGAGAUGCUCAACCUGCACCCAGCCGUGGUCAAGGCCUCGCAGGAGAUACACUUCUUCGACAACGACCAGAACUACGCCCGGGGCAUCGACUGGUACCGCGAGAAGAUGCCCUUCUCCUUCCCCCACCAGAUCACCAUCGAGAAGAGCCCGGCCUACUUCAUCACGGAGGAGGUGCCCGAGCGCAUCUUCAAGAUGAACUCGUCCAUCAAGCUCCUGAUCAUCGUCCGGGAGCCCACCACCCGCGCCGUCUCCGACUACACCCAGGUGCUGGAGGGCAAGGAGAGGAAGAACAAGACCUACCACAAGUUCGAGAAGCUGGCCAUCGACGGCAACACCUGCGAGGUGAACACAAAGUACAAGGCGGUACGGACCAGCAUUUACACCAAACACCUGGAGCGCUGGCUCAAGUACUUCCCCGUGGAGCAGUUCCACAUCGUGGAUGGGGACCGGCUGAUUUCGGAUCCCCUGCCGGAGCUCCAGCUGGUGGAGCGCUUCCUCAACCUCCCGUCCCGCAUCAGCCAGUACAACCUGUACUUCAACGCCACCCGCGGGUUCUACUGCCUGAGAUUCAACAUCGUCUUCAACAAGUGCCUGGCAGGCAGCAAGGGGCGCACCCACCCGGAGGUGGACCCCGCGGUGGUGGCCAAGUUGCGCAGGUUCUUCCACCCUUUCAAUCAGAAGUUUUACCAGAUCACUGGGAGGACAUUCAACUGGCCUUGAAGGAAACAAAGAGAAACAUUUACAAACUCUUGGAGUUGUCACCACGGUCAGCUUUCUGUUCUUUCAUAAAAAUGCCCCUUUGGAAAAUAUUUAGAAGCACUUUGACUGACGUUUAAGACUCUAGAGUAUCACAAAGUGACCAAAUAUGAAAUGGGAUCAAUGUUUUAUUCGUAGAAGUGAAGGACAGAGUGGUUUGUGAGCUGUCUUUCGCAACAACUUGAAAGUGCCCAUUCUUUCUAUGUAAUGCAUUGCCUGUUUAUGGUGACAGGUAGAAAAAAAUGAAUUUGACAUUCUCAUUAUCAUGAGCCAUGUUUAUCCAUAACAAGUAUCAAAGGAACAUUCCUCCAGUGCGAGUUGAAGGCAUUGAGAAAUGUAAAUUGAUAGAUUUUGGUUUUUAACGAUGGCUUGUUCAGGGUACGUGAAACCUAUCAUAUCAUCUGAGUAAAAGCAUCUUCACGUCAGGCCCGUUAGAUUGAAGUGUUCUGCACUCUUCUGUUUUUGCGGUUUGAUUGUGGUACACAGAAAUGCAUCCCAAACAGAUGUGAUCACCUCAUGCUAUUUUCUUUAUGUACUGUAUGACUCAUGAAGGAAAUCACUGCCUCUUGAUCCCAAAGUACUUGUACUCUGAAGUUACUGUGUUGUGAACCAAUGAGUUCAAAACUUUUUUUAACUAAGGUGAAUUUGGUUUAUUCAGCAGUGACAACCAAUAAUAUAUAAUGUGUUUAUAGAACCCUGUUUCUUUUAUUUAUUUUCUUUUUAAUAAUUCCAUCAAGAGAAGGUGCCCUUGAUUACAAACUAUGUGUAGAAGUUGCAAAAGGGUGUUAAAAGUAAGGGCAACAUAUCAAUGCAGUGUGUUGACUCUUAGAAUCUGAAAAUGAUUAUUUACGCCUUCAGAAAAUCAAAACAUCGAAAAUGUACAGUACUACUAAGGGAAUGACAGGGUUACUUUCUUUCAUGAUUUCUUUGUACUGUUUUGUGUCUACCCCCGGCCAAAAAUCCUGAGCAUCUCUCAUUUUAACCCAGGUUUUCUUUUACAAUGAACAAACUGAAGCAAAUGGAAGAUAUGUACCAAUAGUCCUUCUCUGUGUCAUAAACAUUUUUGAAGAAAAGGCUACAAAUAAAAUAUAAAAAAGAUAACACAUUUAA